AUGUCACCACCCCUCCGCAUCGGCGUCCUCCUCGUAGGAACCGUCCAACUCCUCGAUCUAGCAGCCGUUGAUCUCCUCUACAUGACAACACCAGAAUAUCUCCAAGAAUGCUCACUCCCACAGCCACUAAUAGACAUGGGCCGACCCUGCGAGAUCCACUACAUCGCCCACGGCGAACCAAAUACAACAGUCAACACGACCUCUCAGAUGUCCAUACAACUAACUAACUCCCUCACAGACUCUGCUGUCUCCCCUGGAAAGCUAGACAUCCUGGUAGUCCCCGGCCCAUCACCUAAAGCCAUGCCACCAGCAGAAGAAUACCUUGACUUUGUGCGUGCGCAUUUCGCAGUCGGCACGCCCACCUUGAGUAUCUGCACUGGUGCUUUCAUUGUUGGGUAUUCCGGGAUUGCAAAGGGGAGAUCAGUCACUGCGCCCCGGCUUUUAAUUCCUGAAAUGAAGAAGAGGUUUCCCGAGGCGAAGUUGUGGGAUGAUUCAGUGAGGGUUGUUAGGGAUGGGAACUUGUGGACUAGUGGUGGAAUCACAAAUGGACACGAUCUGGUCAUUGCGUACUUGCGUGAACAUUACCCUGCCGCUCUGGUGAAUAUUAUCCUCGUCGCUGCGGAUAUUCCUUCCCGUCCGGUGGCGUACGCUAGCUCUGCGACGGGUGAUACUUUCUAUGUGCUAUGGCAGAUUAUCAGGGCUCUCCCGAAUGCAGUGGGUCGGUUGCUUGGUGGGAAGUGA
Penicillium coprophilum is the source of this 741-nucleotide messenger RNA. RefSeq names its product ThiJ/PfpI family protein. NCBI's taxonomy places the organism in Eukaryota, Fungi, Ascomycota, Eurotiomycetes, Eurotiales, Aspergillaceae. Bases 1 to 741 code for a protein of 246 amino acids. The record is from RefSeq and is a predicted model, not a curated record. The transcript is spliced from 2 exons.